AUGUCUCUGAGCUCUGAACUUUGCACGGAGCCUGCCAGUCGAGGGGCACUCUUCCUUGAAAUGCCAGCUACCAGGGACAAACAAAGGAAAUUUGAAUUUAACCCGAAAGAAGGAAUCGAUAAUCCCGCCUUAUCUCUGGCAGAGGAUUCCGAACCAGGAGGGGCUUCCCAGAUACGUUUCUGUUCACUGAAGAAAGGAGCUGGUGACAACCUGGGCUUCUCGUUGUGCCAGGGAGCCGGAGGAAUGUGCCCCAUUGUGCGUAAGGUGACACCGGGUGGGCUGGCCUACCGUAGAGGCCUCCAGGAUGGAGACCGAAUCCUUGAGGUCAACGGAGUUAACGUUGAAGGCAUGGGAUAUCUUCAGGUGGUCUGGAAGAUCAAGAGUAGCUCAAAAGAGGUCUUGCUCACUGUCCUGGAAGGGAACGCCUACGAAGUAGCCAAAGCCCUCAAUCGGGAUCUCAACCAGCUCUUGUCCAGAUAUGGAAAGCCACGUCUGUGCUGCGUCCCCAGAGGCUCAAGUGGUUUGGGCUUCAGCGUGUCAGCUCCAGAAGGUGUGACUGGCGUAUUCCAGCUCUCUGUGCUGCAAAAUGGGCCAGCUCAUAAAGCAGGUGUGCCUCAUGGUUCCUGGCUGGUGGAACUCAAUGGCGUCAGUGUUAAGAACUGGACGAUUGCGCAACUCAACCAAAAGCUCAAACAGAGCAGCAGCCCCACAGGGCUCCUGGUGAUGGGCAGCCAGUCGGAAGAGGCGUACCGACAGUGCGGUGUUAAGGUUACAGCUGCCUUGGCUGACACCUCCUGGGUUCCGUUCCAAGUGACGAAGCUUCAGAUGAUGCGAGGAGAAGACGGAUAUGGGUUCUUGAUGAAAGAAGAAAUAUCUAGCUCGGGGAAGAGGGCCCAAUUUUUGAGAGAUGUGGAGGCUGGGCUACCCGCUGAAAAGGCAGGGAUGAGAGAAGGCGAUUGUCUGCUGGCGGUGAAUGGCGAGAUUGUCGAAGAUCUUGACCAUCAGGAAGUGGUGUCGAGGAUCCGUUCCGACAACCAGCGGGUGACUCUCUUGGUCAUCGACUCAGAAGGAAGCAAGUUCUACAAUAUGGUUGGAGUAUCUCCUUUAGUUUUCUACGAUGAUGAAGACAUCCCAUCAAGCUUUCUGAUCACCCGUGGUUCUUCAUCUCCAGGCAUCGUUCAGGAACAAAGCUGGCCCACUUUGAUACCAUGUCACUGUCAGCUCUCUAGCAAUACAGCACCACCUGGCCAACCUGACCCUAACCCAUGGACCUUCACCGGAGAGGGCCGUGAUGGGUUCAGCCAGGCAUUCUAGAGAUGGCUCCUUGGACUCUAUGGAAAAAAGUGAGCACCUUUGCACAUCCUUCCAGAAUGGCAAAUUGAUCUCAUCCCCCCAGACCAGCUUUUCCAAUCCCUCUUCUGCCUUCCACAUCAGUCUGUCUCUGCACUCACAUGAUUCCUGCAGAACCCGGCAAACAGGCUGAAGAUUCAAAGCAGAGCAUGGUCAGAGACGGAAUACGAUGAGUCAGGGCCAUCUUGGGGAAAUUCCCUUGGGUAAGAUUCAAAAAAAGAUCAGGACGUUGGAAAUAAUUGCAACUCAAGGACAGCCCUCGUUCAUUGCAUUUUGUGGAAGAGAAGCUAGUAUGGAUGUCCUCUCUGGAUGUGACACAUCUCUACAUGAUUCCUACAAGUGGAAUGUGAAUGAAGAGCAUUGAUCACUUCCUUCAGACUCCUUUUCCCCUCCGUCAAAAUAUUUCCUCUGUUGCAAGAUCUCCAUCCUUGAAAACUUUAAGACUUGUGGAUUUCAACUCCCAGAUUUCCCCAGCCAGCCACGCAACUCCCAGAAUUCCCUAUGCUGCCUGGGAAUUCUGGGAAUUGAAACCCACAAGUCUUCAAGUAACCAAGGGUGGAGUUCCCUGGUCUACUGGAACCAAUACAACUGAGCACUGGACUUCCUUUCACCUUCUUCUGACAAUCAACCCGUCAAUUUUGCACAAAACAGACUGUGAAGGGUGGCAGAGGAUAAACGAGGGGCUUCCAGUCCCAGAGCUCCCUCUCCAA
Molecule: messenger RNA, 2060 nt
Organism: Notechis scutatus (mainland tiger snake)
Lineage: Eukaryota; Metazoa; Chordata; Lepidosauria; Squamata; Elapidae
Source: RefSeq, a predicted model, not a curated record